Messenger RNA from Kluyveromyces lactis, 1335 nucleotides. It is a transcript of the gene DIA4, whose product is annotated as putative serine--tRNA ligase DIA4. The coding region runs from base 1 to 1335 and encodes 444 amino acids. Gene Ontology annotation, cellular component: mitochondrion. Lineage: Eukaryota; Fungi; Ascomycota; Saccharomycetes; Saccharomycetales; Saccharomycetaceae. Gene Ontology annotation, biological process: mitochondrial seryl-tRNA aminoacylation. The transcript has a single exon. The record is from RefSeq and is a predicted model, not a curated record. Gene Ontology annotation, molecular function: serine-tRNA ligase activity; tRNA binding; ATP binding.
AUGGUCACAAAGAGACUCUUUCAUUCCAUUGGAAGGCUUCGGACCGUGAAGAAACCUCAAUUCAAUGUGAAAUAUAUGAUAUCGAAACUCGAUGAAUUCUCUGAUUCAAUCCAAGCAAGAGAACUUGUGGACGGCGAGGAACUUCAAAUAUCUUUAAAAAUGUUACCGGAGUUGUACCAGAAAUCGAGGGUUGCUGAUCAUACAAUCGCCAAUCUUCAACAUUCAAGAAAGACCAUCGAAGCCCAAGUAAAACAAGAUAAAACAAGGGCAAGAGAGCUCGGGUCUGAACUCAAAUCACUAAAGAAACAAUACCAAGAUCUAUUGAAAACUCAAAGAGAAGUGAAGGAUCAGAUAACUGAGGUAUGUGGAUCCUUACCCAAUCUCAUUCAUCCUUCUGUUCCAAAGACAUCAAGCCCGAUCAUUGAUCAAUGGAUUAAUAAACAAGCACAAUACAAACCAGAUGAAAGGUUUGAACAUCUUAAAAUAAUGGUAAAUAAAGGAAUGGUUGAUUUUGAGACUGCUUCUAAUGUAACAGGUACUUCAUGGUAUUAUUUAUGCAAUGAUGGUGCGCGUCUAGAACAUGCAUUGGUGCAAUAUGCUACAACGAAAGCACGCAAGGCUAACUUCAAUUUAGUGAUUCCUCCCAGUGUUGUGCGUAAUGAGGUUAUAGAUGCGUGCGGGUUUAGACCACGAGACACUAAUAAUGAACAACAAAUUUAUCGGUUAUCAGAUACCGAUUUAGGAUUAACCGCUACUGCGGAAAUCGCCUUGGCAGGGAUGGGCUUAGAUUCUAUAUUGGAUCUAAGUUCAGGACCUAAGAAGAUUUGUGGUGUGAACAGAGCAUAUAGAGCGGAGGCAGGCGCAAGUGGUAAAGAUACUAAAGGUUUAUAUCGGGUUCAUGAAUUCACUAAAGUUGAGUUAUUCGUUUGGGCCAAACCUGAACAAAGUGAUCAAAUACUGGAAGAAUUGAAACAAUUUCAAAUAGAUAUCGUUAGAGAACUAGGAUUGAGCGCUCAGGUAUUGAACAUGCCAUCAAAUGAUCUCGGAUCUCCUGCGUACAAAAAAUAUGAUAUUGAAGCAUGGAUGCCAGGUAGAGGCUCAUUCGGCGAAAUUACAAGUACAUCAAAUUGCACUGAUUUCCAAAGUAGAAGGAUGCAUACCAGAUUUAGAAACGAAGAGGGUGAAUUGGAAUAUGCCCAUACCCUCAACGGUACUGCAAUGGCAGUGCCCAGAGUCAUUGUAGCGUUAGUUGAAAACAAUUAUGACCCAGUGAGUGAUACUAUUUCAAUUCCCCAAGCAUUGCAACCAUAUUUGGAUGGUAUGGAAUUUAUGUAA